Pygocentrus nattereri (red-bellied piranha) is the source of this 5784-nucleotide messenger RNA. RefSeq names its product pleckstrin homology domain-containing family G member 3. The transcript has 20 exons. Gene Ontology annotation, molecular function: guanyl-nucleotide exchange factor activity. The record is from RefSeq and is a predicted model, not a curated record. Lineage: Eukaryota; Metazoa; Chordata; Actinopteri; Characiformes; Serrasalmidae. The coding region runs from base 467 to 4831 and encodes 1454 amino acids.
AACAGGAUGGCUAGUCAGUGAGUGAAGUCCGUGCUCAGUGCCUGUGAAACUGGAGUCUGAAGUUUUGGGAGAGUAAAUCAGCUGGCUUUCUUUGCCCAAACUCCACAGGCAUGAAAACUUGCGGGCGUCGUGGGAGCACAGGGCUUGCGCAGAAUUCACUGAUCUUCAAAUCAUCGUCAUCACAAAAUUCCUCGCACGCGUGGCAUACAAAUCGCAGGUUCUGCGCAGCCGCGGCGCCGUGCAACCCUGCGCUGACGCGCAGCGCUGGGCGGAGUGAAGCUCGGAGCUGCGCUAAUUACACAGAGUGGAGUUGUACUCCAUGUGGAGAUGUAGCGUCUACAGGCUGCAUGAAACCGAGGACCCAAAGCAAGCGGCAAACAAAUGUUUUCAAAGUGCGAGUGUUGAGAUAAACUCCCUCUUCGCUGCGAGGAAGCCGAGCUGCUGCGGUCUCUGAAGCCUGAGGGACAUGCCAGAGGAGUCCCACAGCAGUCAUUGUCAUCGUCAUCGUCAUCAUCAUCAUCAACAUCAGGACUCAAUGGGUGACGAAUCUCCUCGCUUGUCUGUAGACUCCUCUUUAAGCAGUCAUGACCCCACAUUGGCAGAGUACUGCUCGCUGUUGGGUGUCGAGCACUCUGAGGACGAGCGGCCAGUGAGUGCCGUGUCCACGCUCUCGUCCACCUCCUCCGGAGAAGGCCAGAGCAGCCCCUUCAGGGGCCCCAUCCUAGCCUCAUCCCGACCCUCCCCACCCACAGGCCCUGAUAUUGAUCUGGAGCUUAGUCCUCCUGAAGAACGAGAAGAGCCUUCAACUUUACUGAAGCCUGGAAGCAGGAGGCCAAAGCAAGACCCCUCUGAGGAUCAGUGCAACCACAACGUAUCCAGCACUGGAGCCAGAACUCCACCUCAGAACUCAGACACACCUUCUCCCAUCGCCACUGAAGCCAUGGCGCCCAAUCCUCAGCUCACCUAUGUGGACCGUGUUGUCAUGGAGAUAAUAGAGACAGAAAGAAUGUAUGUCCAGGACUUGUGCAGUAUUGUGGAGGACUACUUGGCUUAUAUUAUUGAUGCCAGAGACUUGCCCAUUAAGCCUGAGCAGGUUAGCUCCUUGUUUGGGAACAUCGAAGUCAUCUAUGAAUUCAACAGUGAGCUGUUGCAGUGUUUGGAAAUGUGUCACAGUGAUCCUGUGGCCAUCGCCUGUUGCUUCGUGGAUAAGAGCCAGUAUUUUAACAUCUACACACAGUACUGCACAAACUACCCCAACUCAGUGGCCACCCUCACAGAGUGUAUGAGAAACAAAACGCUGGCUAAGUUCUUUCGGGAUCGGCAGGCAUCUCUGGAGCGCUCCCUUCCUCUGGGUGCCUACCUGCUCAAGCCUGUGCAGAGGAUUCUGAAGUACCAUCUACUGUUACAGGAGAUUGUCAAACACUUUGACCCUGAAGAGGAUGGCUAUGAUGUAGUGGAAGAGGCCAUUGACACCAUGACAGGGGUGGCCUGGUAUAUCAACGACAUGAAGAGGAAGCACGAGCAUGCAGUGCGGCUGCAGGAGAUCCAGUCUCUUCUGCUCAACUGGAAAGGGCCUGACCUCACCACCUACGGCGAACUGGUCCUUGAGGGAACCUUCCACGUCCACCGUGCAAAGAACGAGAGAACGCUCUUUCUCUUCGACAAGAUGCUCCUCAUCACCAAGAAGAGAGGAGAGCAUUACGUCUACAAGACCCAUAUCACGUGUUCCACUCUAAUGCUGAUCGAAAGUGCCAAGGACUCACUUCGCUUCAGUGUGACCCACUACAAGCAUCCCAAACAACCUCACACAGUGCAGGCCAAAACAGUGGAGGAGAAAAAGCUGUGGGCUCAUCACAUAAAGCGGCUGAUUCUGGAGAAUCAUCAUGCCAUCAUACCACAGAAAGCCAAAGAUGCCAUCCUAGACAUGAGCUCGUCUGGUCCGGUGAAGUAUCGUUACAGUCCUGAGAGACUAAAGAAGCCCUUGUCCUUUCAAAAUGAGGACUUUCCUGCUGGAGGACGAAAGGGACGAAGGCGAUCAGAGCCAAUGAAACAGAGUGUGAAGAACACAAAAGGAACGCUCAAGCAUGCAGACAGCGUGGGCACUCUUCUGGCAGACAGCAGUCAUCGCCCCCUGCAGACUGCUGCUAGCAUCUCCACCCUGAGCUCCAGCCUGGGAGAGCCUGAGGUGGAGAGGCCUGCCCUGCAGGAAACCAGAGCUGAGUGGCUUCAUCUCCGCACUAACUCCCUCGACCGGCUGAGUGCAACUGAUCUAGAAGCCCGUCGGCUAGAGAUGCCAUUCCAGAGAGAGGAAGAGGAGAAGAAAGAGAGAGAGGUGGAGGAAGAGCAGGGUGGGAGUGGCGAAGAGGAGGAAAAGAUUCUGGUGAAGGAUGAGCAGGUAGCUGACUUUGCCAGCUCGGUGCUGGCCGCCAUCUCCUGCUGGCACUAUAGAGCCAAGGCUUUGCUUUUCACUCGGGUCCCAACGUAUGGAGAUGAGGAAGAGCCUAGUGAGGAGAAUGAGCUGGGGACUAAAAGAAGCCAAACUCCAUCUGAAGAUGAACAAGACUUGGGACUUUGUGAACAGGACUCUUCUGGGGAUUACUGCUCACAGAGCUUUUCUCUGGCUGAAGGCACAGAAGAAUCAAGGGGACAACAACCUCCCCUUCACCCUGAGAUGUCUCAGGAUGUAGACAUGGAGUGUGAAGAGACUGUGGAGAGCAGUAUGGACUCCUCAUCCCCUAUACAUAAUGAGAGCCAGCUAGAGGACAAGGGACCUCCAUCAAGCAGGAACCUUACUGAAGAUGUGGAAGACCUGGAGGAGGAAGAUGAUGAAGAGGAAGAGGAGGACGUUUUGUUAGGUACCGAACCUACCAGCAUCCUUCCUACAUCUGUGCUGGACAAGGCCAGUGAUAUUGCUGAGCGGUUUAUUAGCAGCCUCUCUCGAAGAAGCAGUCUGGUGGUUGAUGACAUGUAUUCCAUUGGAUGCCACUCAUCUUGCACAGGCAGCAGAAGGAGUAGUUUGCUUGGCCUCAAUGCUGACCUCUUGGAGAAAGAAAAAAUUCAUGAGUUGAACUGUUAUUCCCCAGAGCUACAUGCUGUCAUACCCAUGGCUGAACCAUCAGCCUCAAGCACUGUUACUGACCGGUUGGCCACCCCAGACCAAAGACCACCAAACAAACAAGAUACCCUCUCCAAAAAGGACAGAAUGCUUAUCCACAAAAUAAAGCAGUACUAUGAGCAUGCUGAGCACCAGGAUGCCAAUUUCAGCAUCAAGCGCAGAGAAAGCCUCUCUUACAUCCCGGCAGGGUUAGUCCGUAAUCUGAGUCGACAGAUCAAUGGCCUCCCCACUGAUGAAGAUAUUGCAGUUUACAAGAAGGUCUCCUCAGCUUCAAGGCCAACCUCCUGGGCAGUUUUUAACCUUCCUGGUCUGGACAAAGAGAGGAACACUAUGGCCAAACACACAAAUCUUCCGGCCACUGUAGAUGGCAAUGAUGCUAUGGUUAGAUCUCCGGUAGGUGGUGAAAAUGAGGACUUCCAGCCCUCAGCUGAGAUGCUAAGGGUUUGGAAAGACAUGGAGGUAGAGGUUGUUGAGGGCUCUGAGUCCCAUCAAGAUACUGGUAAGGAUGGCCUUUAUGAUGUCAGGCCUAACCAGAAGCAAAAGAGAAGAGAGAGCUCUGAUGAUGAAUGUGGUGAACCCCUGCUAAUAUUGGAAGAGUCGGACAACAGCAUGGCUGGACAAGGGUCUUUAACCCCGUCCCCAGUUAGCAACCAUACAUGGAAGGACCCUGAGCUGGAGCUCAGACCAAACAGUGAAAACAUGCUCCAGGAAAGACACAGAGUCAGGCAUGCUCCCCUGCCCAAGAUUAUCUCUCUGAGGUCAGGCUCAGAGGAAGACUUAAUUCUGCAAGAUAUGGAAAAGAUGAAGAACAAGGUGUUUCAGCUGGCUAGGCAGUAUAGUCAGCGUAUUAAGAACAGCAGACCUGUAGUGAAGCAGAGAGCCAGAGUGCCUGAGAGCCACUUUGGCCCAACGAAUCUGGCUUCCCUUGUAGAGGACAAAUCUCCAGUGCAUGAGAAGGGUUUGCGCAGCAUCAUACUGCCACAUGGUUCUUGUGAGCACACAGAACACAGUCCCUCUCACAGCCCCUCCUCCUUGGACAGUCCUCGAUUGCAGUCCCCUAGCAGAGCACCUUCUCUGAGUCCACAGAGCCCAGUCUACACUGAGAACUUCCAUUGGCCAGCCGUAAGAGAGCUACGCUCCAAAUAUUCCCGUCGUGGCACUCAGCCUCUCUCAGUUACCCGUAGCUGCUCUGUUCCAGACCGAAUACUUGAGACCGCACUCAGUGACCACAAAGCCCAGCGUAGCUGCUCCUGUUCCACCCCAGUUUAUGGCAGCUCAACACCAACAAAAGCCACAGCAGCUUCUUGCUACGAGUCCCAGGGACCUGCAGGGCAAACAGCGACUAAACUGUGCAAAGCCAAUUCUGUGGACUACAUGAUGGCACCUCUUAAUUUGAAUUACAUCUCUGGUGAGGACACCCAGCCCAAUGACAACAAGGUCAUAAUAGUAGAAAGGAUUAUCGGAGAACAGUCAGGGGAGAGUGGCUUUGCAGGAGAAGAGAAAAAAGAGGAGACUGGUGAGAACCAUCUGAGGUGGGAUCCAGACCUUGAACUGCCAGCUAGAAUAAAGGACAGAAAUCAUGACUCGAGGUUGCAAACAUGGCUAGACGGCAGCAGAACGUAUCCGCUGAGGUCACUUGGAAAGACUGAGACCAGCCAGCACAGUUUGGUCAAAAACCUGCGGGAGAAAUUCCAGAACCUUAGCUCACACACGUAGACGGCAUUGUGAACUGCUUUCACGUUCUUUACCAUUGUAUAUGACUGUAGAAAAACAAUGUGUGGUAGCACAGACAAAGACAGCUGGGCAUGAUUUUGGUUUUGCCAAUAUGUCAUGCAUGCAGUUUUUGCAGCUUGUAUGUUUUUAAUAGUGAAAGUGAUCGAGACUUAAACCAUUCCAGUUGUCCAGUUAUGUUGUAGUGGCCAAUCUAACUGGAAAAGGGACACUUAAGAACUUCAAAGGAAAUAUUUAUAAAGUGGACUUUUGGUAUAAUUGCGUGUAUAUUAGUGUUUUCUUAUAUUUGCCAUUUUGUUUAUCUAUGGACAAAAGCUUUUGUUAACUGCAUAAGCGUACUCAGGAGAGAUUUACCUCUGAUAUGCUAUAAUGGGAUAUAUAUUUUUGGGAUAUGUAUGAUGACCAUCACUUAUGUUUGUCAGGCUGUAGGUAAACUGAAGUGGCUAAUCUCAAAAUGUCCACAACAGUACAGGACAAAACCUGUUGGAAUUUCAAUUAAUUUUUCUAAUGUACGUUAUUACAGUGUACUGUGUUGCUUGUUUUUACGCUACAUGUUACAUUGUUUGUUAGUCAGGGCUGUUCUUACUUAUCCCAAAACUGUUAACUCAGAUUACUGUAUGUACAAAGCCUAGGAUCUUUCAAAGGAGUCUUAAACAACUAGUAUGUGCAAUGCUUUACAGGUUAUACAUUUAUUAGUAACCUUACAACAUGGCAAGUGUACUGCAAUGUGAAGAAGUGUUUUCAUAUUUAUCAGAUAAAGGUGAACGGUGUGUGAAUAUUAAGUACUAUGAAGACAUUGCCAGGUCUGUCUGCAUUGUCUGUGUGUAUAUAUAAGCACUGCAGGGGAACGAGGGGAAUCUUAUAAAGCUGUCACUCCACAGUAAUGAUGAGACAACUAAAGGAUUAUUCCAAUUAAACACAGUCAGUGGACAACAGUG